Molecule: messenger RNA, 3867 nt
Organism: Cornus florida
Lineage: Eukaryota; Viridiplantae; Streptophyta; Magnoliopsida; Cornales; Cornaceae
Exons: 3
Coding region: 241-3633 (1130 amino acids)
Biological process (GO): endosomal transport
Cellular component (GO): AP-type membrane coat adaptor complex
Source: RefSeq, a predicted model, not a curated record
UUCUCCUGUUUAGGGUUGGAUUUCUUUUUCUCUUUUUCCAAAAUUGCUCCUAACGGGCUAGAACUCUAGGAGCAAUGUAAAUUUCGAAAACAAAAAUUAGUUGUCCUGCAUAACUCUAUAACUCUAUUAUGUUGCUGUUAUUGAAUAUCAAUGAAGAUUUAUGAUUAGUAUAAAGUUGCUGUUAUUGAAUAUCGAUGAAGAUUUAUGAUUAAGGAAGCUUCAUGAAAAAUUAGAAAGCUGAUGGAGAAGCCGUCACCACUGAAACCUUUGUCACCCCAAGAAUGGGAGGCUCUCAUCGACGAUUUCCAGUACGGAGGUGCACGUCACGAGAGAUGGACCGUCGCACACUACACGGGUGUCUCUCUCCUCGAGCUCUCUCUUUCGUCACUUCUCAGAAAGGACUUCCCUCUGAAUCUCAAACUCCAUCUCAUCGUUUUCCUGGAGGAGUCUUUCUCAGACUUACCCUUCCGAGCGGAAGAGGCCGAACAAGCCUUGAAUCGGCUUGUCGAGACCCUCCGCGUGCUAGUCCAAGCUCCAAUUGACAAUGUCUCUGUCACAUACUCUCUCAAAGAGCAAAUGAUGGUUUCGGCAACCGCAAUAUUCAUUGGAAAUGCAAUUGUUGAUGAUGAGGUGCUUUAUGUACGCCAUCUGGAGAGCUUGACGGAAUUGUUGUUGACAGUUAUAAAUCGGCCAAAUCACGGGAUGGACCGACAGACCAGGGCGGUGGCCUGUGAGUGCUUACGAGAGCUAGAGAGAGCUUGCCCUUGCUUGCUUUCCGAAAUCGCGGGGCAUUUCUGGGGACUGUGCCAAAGCGAGCGGACGCAUGCCUUCCAGAGCUAUGUUCUAUUGCUGUCUGGUGUAAUUCACAGUAUAGUGAUGUCGAAGGUGAAUGUUUCCAUACUCAACACGUCCGUCCCUUUGGUUCCAUUCAAUGUUCCCCAAUUUUUGAUUGGUGACGGUGGUGGGUUGAAUAAGGAGAUUUCAGGUUCCAGUUAUAAGGAGCUGAGGAGGGCUAUGGCUUUCUUGCUUGAAUGGCUGCAGUGUUUGACUCCUGCUGGGUUGAUGGAGUUCAUGUCCAUGAUAAUGCCGGUUGCAGUGGUUUUGGAGUUGCAGGCAUCGUUGUUGAAGGUACAGUUCUCUGGCCUUCUUUAUUCGUAUGAUCCGCUGCUAUGCCAUGCUUUUUUAUUGAUGUAUUCACAAUACUUGGAUGCGUUUGAUGGGCAAGAACGUGAAGUUGCGCACCGUCUUGUGCUAAUAUCAAGAGAAUCCCAGCAUCAUUUGGUUUUUCAAUUGCUAUCGCUUCACUGGCUGGUUGGUUUCAUUGGAUUACUAUCAAAUAGAGAUGUAAGAAAAAAGAAAGCAAUAAUCCAAAUGAGCUUGAGCUUUUACCCAACAGUAUUUGAUUCCCUUGCGUUGAAGUCGUUGAAACUUGACUUGCUUGCCUAUUGUUCAAUUUUGCUUGAUAACUCUAGAUUGGCAGAUGCAAACAGUGCAUUGGAUCAGGACACAGGUUCUGGAUUAUCUGCAGUGAAGCUCUUCAAAGAUGGUCUCGUCUCAGUAUCUGCUUUCAAAUGGUUGCCUCCUUGGAGCACUGAAACUGCAGUGGCUUUCCGUUCCUUCCACAAAUUUUUGAUAGGUGUGUCGUCUCGUUCCAACAUUGAUUCUUCUUCCACUAGAAUUCUCAUGGAGUCCGCCAUCUUCCUCACUUUACAGAUGAUGUUGGUGGACCUGACAAUAGAGUUCAUGGGAUUGGUCCCAGUCAUUGUUGCUUUUGUAGACCGCUUGUUGGGCUGUAAUGAGCACCAUUGGUUGGGAGAGCGCUUGCUUCAGACAUUUGAUGAGCAUUUGCUUCCAAAAGUCAUGGUAGACUACAAAUUGGUAUCUUACCUCCCAAUAUUUGAUAGAAUUGCUGAGAACAAUACGGUUCCUCCUGGUGGAUUGUUGGAGCUGCUUACCAGGUUCAUGAUUUUCCUUGUCGAGAAACAUGGCCCAGACGCCGGAUUGAAAUCUUGGUCUCAGGGAAGUAAAGUUCUUGGCAUCUGUCGAACGAUCCUGAUGCACCACCACAGCUCCAGGUUGUUCCUUGGACUAUCACGUCUUCUUGCAUUUACUUGCCUUCAUUUUCCUGAUUUGGAGGUUCGUGAUGAUGCAAGGAUCUACCUGCGGAUGCUUAUCUGUGUGCCAGGAAAGAAACUCCGGCACAUACUUGAUCUAGGGGAGCAAUUACCUGGCAUUUCACCAUCUUCCCAGCCCAGCUCAUUCUUCAAUGUUCAGUCUCCUCGACCUUCUCGUGAUCUCAAGAAAUUCGGGAAUAUUACAUCCUACAUCCACCUUGAGCGGGUGAUACCGCUGCUUGUCAAACAAUCUUGGUCAUUGUCCUUAUCAACUCUAGGUAUCAGUGGCAAUGAAACUGGUUUUUUAGAGGACACCAGGGACAAUGAAGCCCUGGUUGACCAAAGGGAGCUUGAUGGAGGUACUAGUAUCCAGAUUAUCUCGAAAACAGAAAGAAUUGAUCAGCCACGGGAGCCAUUACGUGUGAUGGAUUCAAAAAUUGCAGAGAUAGUUGGAACAUUAAGAAAACAUUUUUCAUCUAUUCCUGAUUUCAGACACAUCCCAGGCAUCAAGAUAAGAAUAUCCUGUAGUUUAAGAUUUGAAUCAGAGCCUUAUAAUCACAUAUGGGGUCUGCCUGCUAAUGGUUCUGAUGGAACAGAUGCACUUCCUGCCAUCUAUGCAACUGUGCUAACCUUUUCUUCUUCAGCACCGUAUGGGUCUAUUCCAUCAUAUCACAUACCUUUUCUUCUAGGGGAACCUCCCAGAAAUGAUUAUUCCUUGGUGCAAAGGGAUUCCUUAGAAAUUGUUAAUGUCGGAAAUGGUUUAGAAAAAGAAACAACCUUCAAAGCUCCUGUUAUGAUUGAAUUGGAACCACGGGAACCAAUGCCUGGUCUUGUUGAUGUGUCGAUUGAAACAAAUGCAGAAAAUGGUCAAAUAAUCCUUGGUCAGCUUCAGAAUGUCACUGUUGGCAUUGAAGACAUGUUUCUUAAGGCUAUUGUCCCAUCUGACAUUCCGGAAGUUGCAGUACCUGGUUAUUAUUUCGAUUUAUUCAGUGCUCUGUGGGAGGCAUGCGGUACUUCUUCCAGUACUGGUCGAGAGAUCUUCCCGUUGAAAGGAGGCAAAGGGGUUGCAGCAAUCAGCGGGACCCGGUCAGUCAAGCUGCUUGAAGUUCCUGCAACCUCUUUGAUUCAGGCUGUUGAGCAAUACUUGGCACCUUUCGUUGUUAGUGUUAUUGGUGAACCCCUUGUCAAUAUUGUGAAGAGUGAAGGAAUCAUCAGGGACAUUAUCUGGAAGGAUGUGGCUUCAGAUUCUGCCUUUGAUGUUACUAUCUCAGAUACAAAGUUUAAUAAGGGCCCACUUUAUCUCAAAUACAUUGAGGAUGAGGAUGAUAGAGAAAGUCAUGUUCACAUCAGCAAGAAAAACAUGGGUUGCUUUCUCAUUUUGAUAUUCCUUCCACCCAGAUUCCAUCUCCUUUUUCAAAUGGAAGUAUGUGAUGUUUCGACAUUAGUUCGAAUUAGAACUGAUCACUGGCCAUGCCUAGCUUAUAUCGAUGACUACCUGGAAGCUCUAUUUACUCUAUAGAAUGUUUUUUUUUUACCCCCUUCUCUGGCGCAUGUAGUUUCUCUGUUUUUGUUGUUGAAAGAUCAUUGCAAGUACUCUAAAUUCUUUUCCCAUAUUUUUCCCCAAAUCGGAAGUACUAUUUGGCACUCAAGAAUAAAUAGUGUACAAUGUACAUACCCCUCCUAGUGCGGAUCCUUCUUUAUGUAUUUUUUCAUGUACUAGAAAUUUCAGAAAUGUAUUCUAUUGGCAUCUGCA